CUUGCCGUUUGCUCCCGUCUCUGCCUCCUCUCCUCUCCCUCUCUUUCUUUCGCUUUGCCAAGAACCCUAAUAUCUGCAUCAAGUCGAAGAAGGAGAAGGAAAGGAAGCUCCAAUCUCUCCUUCCUUCUCUAAUCUUUAGCUUCUUCUUCUCCGUCAUUCUCCAAUCGGCGACCGACGAUAUGGAUCAGGAGAAUGGGUCACCCCUGAUGAGGCUUCGAGAGCACCAGUGGUACUCUCCGUCCUCGAGCAGAUUCUCUUGCCCGGGGGAUCGAUUCAUACCCACGAGGAGCCUGAUGAAUCUUGAUCUCGCCCAAAGCUCACUGUGGGAAAGCCCGUUAAAGAAAGACGAUCGCCCGGUAAUCUUGACCGCUAGGGAUGAGUAUAGGAGAAAGGUGAGAGAGAAGCUGACGCUGGAUUUGGAAGGGAAGCCGUUCAAGAUGUUGCCUUUUAGGGGAAUCCCUAAAAGGCAACAUCGUGUCGAAGAGAUGAUGCAGGAGGAGUGGGACCGAUCCAGACCCGUUAAGCCCUACCGUCGCAUUCCCACGACUGCAGAUCGAACAUUGGAUGGGCCAAAACUAAUGGAUGACUAUUAUUUAAACCUCCUGGACUGGGGGAAGAGCAACAUCCUAGCUGUUGCAUUGGGGCCCUCAGUAUACCUGUGGAAUGCUGAGAAUAGUGAGGUGAAGUUGCUCCGAAGAGUGAAUGAAGAGGAGGAUCACCCCACAAGUGUUGCAUGGUCUGGAGAUGGGAAAACAUUGGCUGUUGGAUUUGCAAGCUCCAGAAUUGAGCUCUGGGAUGUUGCAUCCUCGCGUCAGGUGAGAAUCUUAGAAGGACACACGUCCAGAGUUGGAAGCCUUUCUUGGAAUCGCAACACUUUGACAUCAGGGAGCCGUGAUGCCUCUAUCAUCAACCAUGAUGUGAGAUCGAUUGGCAGAUCAACACCCCAUAUACGAGGGCACACUGAAGAAGUGUGUGGUCUGAGAUGGUCAGGAGAUGGGGAUCUGCUGGCAAGUGGCGGCAAUGACAAUCUUGUUCAUGUCUGGGAACCUUCAAACAUGGGAUCCUCCAAAUACCUGCAUAAGUUUACCGAUCACUGUGCAGCUGUAAGGGCCCUUGCUUGGUGCCCAUUUCAGUCAAAUAUACUGGCAUCUGGUGGUGGCACAGCUGAUCGAUGCAUUAAGAUUUGGAAUGCCCGGACAGGGAAGUGUACAAAGAGCAUUGACACUUGUGCACAGGUCUGUGCAUUGGAGUGGAACAGGCAUCAGAAGGAGAUUUUGAGUGCCCAUGGUUACAGUUGGAAUCAGCUAAGUUUGUGGGCAUACCCUUCGAUGUCGAAGAUUGUGGAUUUAAGUGGCCAUGCAGCCAGAGUCCUGCACCUCACUCAGAGCCUAGAUGGAUCGACGGUGGUGUCAGCUGCAGCAGAUGAAACAAUUCGUUUCUGGAAGGUGUUUGAACCACCUCCAUUGGCCUUCUCAAGGAUGCGCGAUGAGGAGAAUACCAGUUUCCUGUCACUGAAAAGAUUGCACAUAAGAUGAGAAAAAUCUGUCUGUAAGGUCGUCAUGCCUUAUUUGGGUUUCCAAUCAGUCUGAGCUCUAGUUACAUGUCAGAAAUCGGUGGGUUAAUUCGUGUAACAAAGAUUUGAUUCUUUUCCAUGCAUGUACAGUCCUUGUAUAUUGCGACUAGGGAGGUUGGCAUCUUUUAUUUUCCCUCCCCCACGUGGUAUGAUUUUGU
Elaeis guineensis (African oil palm) is the source of this 1731-nucleotide messenger RNA. Its product is annotated as cell division cycle 20.2, cofactor of APC complex-like. Gene Ontology annotation, cellular component: anaphase-promoting complex. Gene Ontology annotation, molecular function: ubiquitin ligase activator activity; protein binding; anaphase-promoting complex binding. The record is from RefSeq and is a predicted model, not a curated record. Lineage: Eukaryota; Viridiplantae; Streptophyta; Magnoliopsida; Arecales; Arecaceae. Gene Ontology annotation, biological process: positive regulation of ubiquitin protein ligase activity; anaphase-promoting complex-dependent catabolic process; positive regulation of anaphase-promoting complex-dependent catabolic process.